AUGUCACAGGUCAUACAAAACCACGUGUUGCGUGUUGGACAGACCGUGUGUGUUUCCUCACAGGAGGAAAGCAAGAGCUUGCACCCGGCGGGGUACCCCGGCUGCUCUCUGCUGCCGAUGAAGUACGCCUACUACUCAACGGAGGGCUGGGCUGACCCGUCCACGAUGGUGCACACCAACGCACGCCUGCUUCCCGGCGGAGGGCUGUACGGAGCCCACCCCAUAUUUGAGCACAUGGCUGCUCACGCCCAGGGGAAGGGGCAGCAGGAUACCUCUUUGGAGAGACCCGCUGCCCCGUGUCAGGCAAAGGAGAAGGAGGAGGACACCGGCACGGAUCCUGAGGCUCACCUGGUGUCUCCUACCUUGGACAUAUCAAUAGAGAGUCUCAACCAGCUGAUCCUAGAAAUCGAUCCGACCUUUCAGCCGCUCACAUGCAAGCCAGUGAAGGAUGCGGCCCAACCUGCUUCUCAGGGUGAUGCUGCUGCCACCAAGAAACAAGAUCCAGAGGCAAUAGACAUUAAAUACAUAGAGAUGACGCCAGGCAGAGCCACGUGUUCCGAGCUGCUGCAGGGCUCCCCCAGCCCUUUGGGCACGCCGUUCUCGAGGUCCCCCCAGGGCAAUGGCUUCCUGCCCCAAAAAGGGGGACUCAGAGGCAACUACAGCACCAGUGGCAGCGUGGUUUUCUCGAGCCCACCUGGACCCGCGAGCCCCCGCUUGGGCACCCCGAGCUGCGCUGCCUCGCUGACCUGCGGCAAAGCAUCUGAGUGCAUUGCUGUCCCCCAGCAGUGCGCGGCUGGCCAGACGGACAGCAUCUUCUACAGCCCCAGGGCUCUCGGCACCUCCCCGGGCUUCGACAAUUUGCUGAAGCCCGUGCACGUGGUGAGGGCCCGGCAGAGGAGCAGCCGGGUCUCCCUGCUCUCCACAAGCCCUGGCUCAGACACCAGUUACAUCCUUGGAAGCAGCACCCACUCACUCCACAACGACGACUCGGAUGCUCACCCCGCUAUCUGCCGCUCCGCUGACUGCCCGUCCCCUGCCAGCUCUCUGGGCAGCCCCUGCCCCCCUUCCCCGAGCAUCAGGACUCACUCUGGAGAAGCUUUUGGCCUGAGUCCCCACCAGCCCAGGGCAGCCUGCUCCACCAAAGCCAACACCUCCCCGUCCCAGAAGGGACAGGCCAGCAGCUGCCCCCCCUCCAUCCUCAACUCCGCAGCCGACAUCCCGGUGCUGCUGGUGAACGGGUGCCUGGAACAAGGAGAUGCAUCUUCCAAGCUGGCUGAAGCCCCCCCAGCCUCUGUCAAGCAGAGCCCCCCUCCCAGCUGCAGCCUGGCCUUGAGGCUCGGUGGCCUGAACAAUGCCCUGUCGGCACCAGCGCUCUCCUGCGUCUCGGACAGUCCCCUCAGGGCUGGGCAGCCGACCAUGAAGUUUGUGAUGGACACAUCGAAAUACUGGUUCAAGCCGAGCAUAACCAGGGACCAAGCAAUCCAGCUGCUGAAGGACAAGGAGCCAGGCACGUUCAUUGUGCGGGACAGCACAUCGUACCGGGGGUCUUUUGGACUGGCAAUGAAGGUUCCCGUCUCUCCAUCUGGCAGCCAGACAGGCAAUGAGAGCAGUGACCUCGUCCGGCACUUCCUCAUCGAGUCAUCUGCCAAAGGGGUGCACUUGAAAGGAGCCAGCGAGGAGCUGUAUUUCGGGAGCCUCUCUGCCUUCGUGUAUCAGCACGCCAUCACCCCGCUGGCACUGCCCUGCAAGCUGAGCAUCCCCAGCCGAGAUCUUGCUGAUGAAGAAGAUAGCCCUGACUGUGCUCCUGAAUCCGCACUAUCCCUGCUGAAGAACACUGCCGUGUGCAACGUCUUGUACCUCAACUCGGUGAACAUGGAGACGCUCACAGGAGCCCCGGCCAUCCAGAAAGCCAUCUCCUCCACCUUCGAGCUGGAGACGCUGCCCACACCCACCCUCGUGCACUUCAGAGUGACCGAGCAGGGAGUCACGCUGACGGACAUCCAGAGGAAGGUGUUUUUCAGGCGACACUACCCCUUGGCUGCCAUCAGGUUUUGCGGGAUGGAUCCUGAGAACAGAAAGUGGCAGAAGUACUGCAAGUCCUCGAGGAUCUUUGGGUUUGUGGCCAAAAGCCAGACAGAUUCGGAGAACCUCUGUCACCUGUUUGCAGAGUACGACACUGUGCAGCCAGCGUCGCUUGUCAUCGACCUUCUAUGCAAGCUCCUGCCGGGCCCUCUGUCUGGCCUAAGCUCUGCUCAGCCGAGACCCAGCACCCAGCCUGGGGCCGGGCUGGGCGAGCCUGUGACCCCGCGGGCUCCGCACGCCUGUGCCGUCCCCAUCGUGCUGCAAAGCACCAACUUCAAGACCCAGGGGAACGCGGCGCCCCAAGGUCACGGGCAGCUCGGGGGGACGCGGCUCAGCCCCAGCGCCCCGGGCUCGUGCAUCCCCGGUCCCAGCCCCGCAGGGAUCCCCAGCCCCCGGGAUCCCCAGCCCCCCGCGGGGUGUGCAGGAUGCGACCCGCUGCAGUGCGCGCUGCAGCCGGCAAGGGGCCCCAGCACGACACCGUCCAUCCCUGCCUGCGCCCUGCCCGCGCCCUGCCUGCACCCUGCCCGCCUCCUGCCUGCACCCUGCCCGCCUCCUGCCUGUGCCCGGCCCGUCUGCUGGGAGCCGUAA
Aptenodytes forsteri (emperor penguin) is the source of this 2670-nucleotide messenger RNA. RefSeq names its product tensin 4 (gene TNS4). Gene Ontology annotation, molecular function: protein binding. The record is from RefSeq and is a predicted model, not a curated record. The transcript is spliced from 13 exons. Bases 1 to 2670 code for a protein of 889 amino acids. Lineage: Eukaryota; Metazoa; Chordata; Aves; Sphenisciformes; Spheniscidae.